CUUCCACGAAUGUUUCGUUUCAUACGAUAGGCUCCCAUUUAUAUAUACAUAUAUAUAUAUAUAUGUAUGUUGAUACCUGUAGAAUCGGUUGUCUUCGAUGACGUCGCAGUGUGUCAUUCACAGUGUGUGUAUGCGUGUGUGUGUGUGAGCGGGGCAUCUUUUUUGAUUGAGCAAAAAAGCACUUUAAUUUGAGAACGUUUUCGGCCGUUACAUUGUUUUCAACUCUUUUUAUCCGCAAACAAACAAAAAGCAUUUGACGUUCCAUUGUACAAUAUGUCGGGGAAAAGUAAUAAACGUGAUCGCAUACGAGAUCCACGCGAGGAAAUUCUUCUCGAGACGAACUUUGAGGACGAUGGAGGAGUCUCGACGCGAGCGUACAACAAUAAUCCCUAUAAUGGGAAUGGGAACGGUGGCGGCGGGGGCAGCAUACAGAAUCGACGACGCAGCUCGUAUCGUUCAGACCACUCCUUGGAUAGAUACACAGAGCGAGGUGGUGAAGGUGACUGUUGCCAAUCAUGCAUGGCGCGUAUACCAUACGCCACACUAAUAGCCACGUUAAUGUGUCUACUUGGUGUUGGCAUCUUCUGUUUUACCAUGUACCGUGGAGCCUCACUUACUGUCAUAAUGGUUGAUCAAGUCUUUCACUUGCGUCUGAUAUGGAUUGAGGCAGUGCAAAUGAUAUUUGUGAUAAUUGCGGCUGGGAUGGCUGCUCUUGGAUUUAUGAUACUUUUCGUCGGCUUUCUGGCGACUGGAUCAACAAGAUAUAAGGUCUAUAGAGCUUGGCGUUCCCGUGUUGGUGGACGGAUCUCUUGUGCGGUUCUAAUGGGCAUUACAUAUUUACUGAAUUUUGUAUGGAGUUUGAUAUUAUGCUUUUUGGUUGUCGUCACCUUUAUAUACACAAUGUUCUGGAAUAUGUGCUCCAGUGUGGAGCAUUCGCUUAGCUGUAUCGAUUUGACACAAUUUCAUUUCAUGUUCCCACCAAAUACCAAACUGGAGGACAUGAAAGUUUGCGAGAAAUAUGAAAUUAAAGCAUUUUGUAAGGAUGGUGUUGAGAAUGCCGAGGUAAUGUUCAUCUUGGCCACAUUGUCAACGCUAUUGGUUAUCCUUAGUUUGGUCCAUUAUCUGAUGUGUUUGUCUGCCAAUUAUGCGCACAUAAGGGAUCAUGAGAAAUUCCAAGAGCUGCAGGAAAUACAAAAUCUUAACGAAAUCGAGUAUAGCGCCACAUCGAAAGAUCGCUUCUAGGAAAUAUUUCAGAAGAUUCAAUUUGAGCUUAAAGAACAGUGAGGCGCUACUUUGACACACAUACAUAUACAUGCAUCUAUAUACAUAUACGUGAAUGUAUUUUGGCACACCGCACACAACGAAACACAAUGCAAUGAAAAACAAAAACAACAACAACACAAUAACAAAAGCUUUUUGAUUUUUGUGUGUUUUAAAAACCUAUAUAGUAUAUUUUUUACUGUGGAUUUACAAUUUAA
Messenger RNA from Drosophila willistoni, 1478 nucleotides. RefSeq names its product neuronal membrane glycoprotein M6-a (gene M6). Gene Ontology annotation, biological process: neuron projection development. Lineage: Eukaryota; Metazoa; Arthropoda; Insecta; Diptera; Drosophilidae. The coding region runs from base 274 to 1242 and encodes 322 amino acids. Gene Ontology annotation, cellular component: plasma membrane. The transcript is spliced from 4 exons. The record is from RefSeq and is a predicted model, not a curated record.